Messenger RNA from Miscanthus lutarioriparius, 1260 nucleotides. Lineage: Eukaryota; Viridiplantae; Streptophyta; Magnoliopsida; Poales; Poaceae. The record is from the annotation of a GenBank genome assembly.
AUGAUGUCCUCGCUCAUUGUUCCUUCUGACGGCCCACCGCAGGGUCCCAUCUCCCAUGAUGCGUGGCAGAAGCGGUUCUUCAGCGUCGCGCCCCCGGCGGCGCUGGUCUUCUUCUUCGUGCUGAUAUUCGUCGCCGGUGCAAUUGUCACGCUCGAUCAUAAGGAGAGUGUGUCCAUAUUGCAGUUGCAACCAAAAGGAGUGAUUGCAGCAGUGGAGAUGAGGCCUCCGGCGACUAGCGAGCUGAGGCCUUCAGCGACGAGCGAGCUGCGCGCUGAGCCAGCAGAGGAACUCGACAUCUGUGAGAAUAAAUGUAGACCUCCAGGCAGCGAGCCCUUGCCGAGGGGCAUCGUUCAGGACAAGUCCAACUUCGAGAUGGAGUCGCUGGGUGGCAACCCUGAACGGAAGGAGAACGGCAGCGGCAGGCAGUCGAAAAGCCUCCUCGCCAUCCCCGUCGGCAUCAAGCAGAAGGCGGUCGUCGACAAGCUCGUCUCCAAGUUCCCGGAGGCCAAGUUCACCGUGAUGCUGUUCCACUACGACGGCGAGGUGGACGGGUGGCGAGACCUCGAGUGGUCGGGCCGCGCGAUCCACGUCGCCGUGCGCGACCAGACCAAGUGGUGGUUCGCCAAGAGGUUCCUGCACCCGGACUUGGUGGCGGAGUACGACUACGUCUUCAUCUGGGACGAGGACAUCGAGGUGGACAGCUUCGACCCGCUCAGGUACCUGCGGAUCGUGAGGAAGGAAGGGCUCGAGAUCUCGCAGCCGGCGCUGGACCGCCGGUCGCAGAUCCACCACCGGCUCACGGCGCGCGCGCGGAGCGGCGACGUCCACCGGCGGUACUACAAGACGAACGGGCACGGCAGGUGCUACGGCAACAGCACGGGCCCGCCGUGCACGGGGUGGGUGGAGAUGAUGGUGCCCGUGUUCUCGCGCGCGGCGUGGCGGUGCGCGUGGCACAUGAUCCAGAACGACCUCGUCUACGCGUGGGGGAUGGACUACAAGCUCGGCUACUGCGCGCAGGGCGACCGGAGCCGCAACGUUGGCGUCGUCGACAGCCAGUACGUGCUCCACAGGGGCAUCCCCACGCUCGGCGACGGCGGCAAGGCGACGGUGUCGGCGUCGGCGUUGGGGACCGAUCGGUUAGCGGUGAGGCAGCGGUCCUACACCGAGCUGCAGGUGUUCAACAGGAGGUGGAAGAAGGCCGUGGCGGAGGACGGGUGCUGGACCGACCCUUACCUGAACUCGGCGGCGACCACCGGCUGA